This is a messenger RNA of Closterium sp. Naga37s-1, 2097 nucleotides long. The record is from the annotation of a GenBank genome assembly. Lineage: Eukaryota; Viridiplantae; Streptophyta; Zygnematophyceae; Desmidiales; Closteriaceae.
AUGCAGGCACGCAACCGCGCGGAUCCUGGGCCGCCGACGGUGACAACCGCCAAGGUGAGCUUGGGGCAGCUGUGGCUUCUGGCUGAGUGUCAGCCAAUGGUGCAGCUGAUUCUGGAGAAGGCGCAGGUCCUUCUUCAGGGGAGCCCAUCGGGCACAUACGUUGAUCGGGCGGGAGAAGCAUGCCUCCAGCAUGCAGCGGAGAUCGCUGCCUUGGUGGGGCCUGUGUUGGACGCGCCCGCCCGGGGAGGAGCUGUUGCCUCUACCCUCUUCCUGAAGACGGUUUCCGGCCGGGGCGCGCGUGGGGGGACGGCCAGGGGCAGACAAGAGUACCUCCUGGUGAGAGGUUUGGUGUACCUGGAGGUUCUCGUGCUGUGCAUCUCCGCUGCUGGUGGUGGCGGGGUGGGCAAUGGGCGUAACCCCACUCCUUUCCCUCCUCACGACACUGCCUCAUCAGCCAAGACCCAUCCCCACCGUUCUCAACCCCCCCCCCAUUCCAGCACCCCGUUCCCAACCCCCCCGUUCCCAACCCCUCCUGCCUUCCCUCCUCUCCCCAGGGGCGACAACCAGCACGGGCAACUGGGCCGCCCGGAGCCCUCCCGGGACGGCAGCCCUGCGCCAGUGCACGGGCUGGAGCACCUGGAGGUGCUGCUGGUGGUGGCGGACUGGUGGCGUCCUUCCCUUCCCCCCGCCUCCUCCUCUCCCCUUAGCACCCUCUCUCAACUGCCCCACCGUUGUCAGCCCCCUCACGGGCAGCUAGGCCGCCCAGCGCCCCCUCAGGACGGCACCCCGGCGCUAGUGCACGGGCUGGAGCACCUGGAGGUGCUACUGGUGGUGGCGGGGUCGCAGCAGGGCCUGGUGCUGUGCCGCGCACUGCAGGGCUCUGAAGCCGCCCUGGAUCCCCAGGAGUUUGACGACACACGUGUGCUCAAUGAGGAGCGUGUGUCACCCGCAACACUGCCUGAUCCCGAUGCUUCUGCUCCUGCUGCUGUUCCUGUGCCUGGUGCUGCUGGUGCUGUUGUUGGUGCUGGUGGUGCUGGUGGUAUGGGAGGAGGGUUGGGUGCAGCAGGGGAAGUGGCAGGGGCUGUGGCCGGGGGCGGGGGAGGAAGUGCGGGGGAGAAUUGGGGGGAGCGAGUCGGGGGAGGGGCGUCAGCGGAGGAGCAGGGGGGCACGGGCGGCGAGGGGGCAGUGGCGCGGGACAUGUGGAUGAAGUUUGGGGAGGAGUUCAAGAUGCUGCCCCGGCAGGGCAUGGACAGCAGCAUGCGGAAUCCGUGCUGGCGCGUGCAGGCGGGGGGUGCGGCGGGGAGUGCGGGGAGUGGGGGCAAUGAGGGAGCGGCAGGACCUGAGGUGCACUGCCUGCCCGUACUUCUUCAUCAUUGGUGCCACCAGGUGUGCCUCCACUUGCUUCUUUCCCUUUUCUUCUUCUCCAUCUGCCAUAGGCGAUCUUCUUCAUAUCUUCUCUCCAACUUGCCGCCAUGCAAGAAGGAUCUGUACCAGAAACCUCACCCCUCACCCAUCACGCCCGCUCCAUCUUGUUCUUCCCUUUCCCACCCCCCUUGUCUCGCACCCACUGCCUGCAUGCAUAUCCCACCCACAAUGCCGACACUGCCAGGGCGGGCACACAGGACCUGUACCGCAAGCUCACGUCCUCCAUCACGCCUGCUCUGUCCUUCGCUUCCUCCCUGUCCCCCUGUCGCACAUGCCUAUCCCGCCCACCAUCCCAGGGCGGGCACGCAGGACCUGUACCGCAAGCUCACCUCCUCCAUCAUCCCGGGCAUAUUCCCAGCCGCCAUCCCCAACCCCCAGUGUUUCUUCUUCUUUGAAUGCUUCCACCAACAGCUCAAUCGCAGUCCUCUAUCUCGUCCUCCCUUCUCUGCUUCCCUGCCUCUCGUCCUCUCCCCUCCUGCCACACAACAACCACCAUCCUCAUCUCCCCACAGCCACUCCCCUCCCUCCCCUCCUCUCGUCCUCCUCAACUCCAACCCUCUCAUGAACCCCUGUUCUUUGUGGGACCGCAAUGGCGCACGGGACUUUGCGUGGUACGUGUCGCUCUUUGACGAGGCAGCGCAGCACAUGGUGAACACGGGGGCAGCGCGGUGA